This is a messenger RNA of Megalops cyprinoides (Indo-Pacific tarpon), 2555 nucleotides long. It is a transcript of the gene leng9, whose product is annotated as leukocyte receptor cluster (LRC) member 9. Gene Ontology annotation, molecular function: metal ion binding. NCBI's taxonomy places the organism in Eukaryota, Metazoa, Chordata, Actinopteri, Elopiformes, Megalopidae. Bases 147 to 2069 code for a protein of 640 amino acids. The record is from RefSeq and is a predicted model, not a curated record. The transcript is spliced from 7 exons.
UGAGUUACUCACUGGGCAGUAACAGCCUUGAGCCCAGUGGCUUCCGUCCCAGCACACCAAACUAUCUAACAAUCCACAGGGAAACGCGGGGAGGUGGAGGAUUGUCAGUUCAAACAGUGGAAAUCGUCUCAAUCACAUGUCUGGACAUGUUCUCGCAGCGGCGAGUUUUAUCCCAACACGACAACCCCAAAUCAAGACAAAUGGACAAAAUAUCCACUUCCAAUGAGGAAGGGAGAGCGAGUCAAGUAGAAGCAGGUGUGGAGGGAGUCGAUACGGGAAAGCCACAGGGUGAUCGAACAGGACUUGGUGAUGGUGGGCGGGAAGUGGCGGCAGUGGAAAUUUGCCAGUUUUUUAUACAGGGCAGGUGUCAUUUCGGGAACCGAUGUUGGCUGUCACACAGCACACCUGAGUCUCCCUCUGCUGGGAUACAGGAGGAGGAGACCCAGGUGGAGGAGCAGCAACAAAGGAGACAGAAUGAUGAUACGGAACAGGAAGGGUGGAACAGAAAGAAAAUUGGAAAGAUGAAGAGAAUGCAAAAGGGAAGGGCAAAGACAAAGGAGACGGGGGGGAAAGAAGAGCAACCCAAAAAGCCCCGUAUGCGAACCGCAGACGAUGUCAUCUCCAGAAUUUUGUGGGAUCCCUCCCUGAACCCUGCCGAUUUCAGUGUGGGAUACCUCGACCGCUUCUUAGGGGUGUUAGAACGUCCAUUUUCUGAAUUCUCAUGGGACACCGACCUGUGCAGCUGUGACUACACUGAGGAGCUGGCUCUUCCUCGACACAGGAUCCAGUAUUUCACCUAUGGGGGGCGCCGUGUUUGGGACAGGGAGAGCAGGAAAGAUGGGGUUUUUGGUUCAACCGGGGAUCCACUUGAACCUCCUUUUGCUACAAGGGGAGAGGAAGACGAAGUAAAAGAAAUGAAAGAAACUAGACAGCAGGAAUUGGGAGGUGAACCAGAGAACAUGAAGAGUGAACUGCAGGAAGCAGCAAAUGGUGCUCAUUCAGACGCACCUGGGAGAUGUGAUAGACACAACGAAAAAACCUUCCCUGUACAUCAAGAUGAAAAUGAGCAGGAGAUGGGAGACCACGUUCAGCACAGUCUAACUGAAGAAGAAGCAGGAAACACUCAAAGCAGCUUGAACAGAAGCAUCAACAGUGACACAGGAACCUCGCCCCAGGGCGAACAGGAAGUAGGAAGUGAAACGGGCACGAGUAAAGAGGAGGCUGCGUGUGACCCUGGCUUGUCAGCUCUGGCAGGCCAGCUCUCCCUCUCUCAGAGGAACGAUGCGGGCAGGGAAAGAAACAUCACGGAAGAGGAGGAAUGGAAAGAGAGCUGGGAGGAAGAUGAAGAGAAAGAGCAUCUGUCAUGGCACCUCUGGCCUUCCUCUCCACACUCUUCCCACUCUCCAUUAGAAGCAGAGAGUUCAGUCCCCUCAGAAGGAGCUCAGUCAGAGCCACCUGACCUGCAGAAGGCUCCGGGCAGAAAGAGGCCGACGCACUUCAUCACCUUCCGCGUCGACACGCCCACCUUCCUCGCCGCCUUCCAGCGGCUCCAGCAGGAGAUCACCACCCUUCUCCCCCUCUCCUCCCCUCACUGGAUCUCCCCCAAAUCCCUGCACAUCACCCUCUGCCUCCUGGUCCUGUCCGGGCCCGAGGAGUUGGGCGUGGCGUGUGAGAUGCUGAGGGAGUUCUCCCGGAAGCAUCGGCAGCGUUCGCGCACCCUUUUCUUCCCCACCGCCCUGGGUCACUUCGGGGGCCGGGUCCUGUUCCUCACCCCACAGCCCCUGUCCCGCGUGCGCUCUCUGAACAAGCACCUCCAGGAGGCGUACAAGGAGAAAGGUUGGCUUCACCAACACUCGCUGUCUCCCCGGUACCACCUGACGCUGGCCAAGGUGGAGAAGGGAGAUGGGAGAGUGUUCGAGGGAAUCGGAGACGUGGUCAAAGGAGUGGAACAAGUCAGCGCCAUAAAAUUCGGGCAGCUGACUGUGAACAAGCUGUACCUGUGUGUGAACUAUGUGCCUAAGGCUGAGGAUGGGUUCUAUCAGGUUGUGUGUGCAGUGAACCUCCAGUGAGGAGUCUGGCACUGAAGAGAGGGGAAGAGUGAAGUAAGAUUGAGGGAAAUAAGACUAAAAAUUUUGCACUUAGCAGUUGAGAGUGCAUUGUAAGUUUUUUUUUGCAUCUUGCUGUUGACAACAGAAGGUCUCAGAGCACUAUACAAGAGGUAGAACAUUUUCAUUCAUGUGAGGAGAUGACAUACAGUUGCAGUUACGUUACUAAUGUAAUGCUUAUAUCCCACCGUGGAGCCCAGAUCGGGUCAUUGCUGGGGUUGGGGCAAUUAGAAGUCCAGCUGAGAGUUAUUCAGGUGAUUUUUUAUUGUUUGCACUAUAGCGUACUGCAGGGUGGUACGCUCAUUUGAAUGAUGUCACAAGAUACAUACCCAGACCAGUUAGUGUAAAUUACCCAGUGUAGUGCUAGCUAGCGAAAUUGAUUACCAAAAGGUAUCAAUACAAACUAUGGUCUGUUAAUAAUGUACAUGUGAGGGAGAACCCUCACCUUUG